Messenger RNA from Mytilus trossulus (common blue mussel), 1179 nucleotides. RefSeq names its product adenosine receptor A2a-like. The coding region runs from base 220 to 1179 and encodes 319 amino acids. Gene Ontology annotation, biological process: G protein-coupled receptor signaling pathway. Lineage: Eukaryota; Metazoa; Mollusca; Bivalvia; Mytilida; Mytilidae. The record is from RefSeq and is a predicted model, not a curated record. Gene Ontology annotation, molecular function: G protein-coupled receptor activity. Gene Ontology annotation, cellular component: membrane. The transcript has a single exon.
UAAAUGCUUUCAAAUAACAUAAUUGAGUGGUUCACUUCUUGAUAACGUAAAUCAGCAAUGUUAACAUAUAUAACAUGCAUUUGAAACUAUCAUAAAACUCUUAGCAACUAGUGAUACCCAUGUUAGUGUUGGGUAUUCUGAAGUUCUCAAAAUACUUUAAAAAUAUUGAAAUGUUGAUGAAUUUCUAAAGAGCGUGUGUGUACAGCACCAACAGGGAAAAUGGUUAAGACCUUACCGUAUAUGUAUAUAUCCUUUAUUAUACUAGGAACAACAUCGUGUGCGGCCAAUGCAACCUUAAUAUGGAUUAUUCUUCGAAACAGGAAUUUCAGAACAAUAUCAAAUGUUAUCAUUGUGAGUUUGGCUACAAGUGAUUUCUUAUUAGGGUUUAUAGUAUCUCCUAUGGAAAUGAUGCAUCAUUUGUUGCCAGAUUUUGACGUUAUUGGAUAUGGAUGCUUAGCCCAUCAAGUAGUAAUGAUUUUCGUGCCACUUGUUUCUAUCGUCCAUCUGUUGUUGGUUGCAAUUGAAAGAUUUGUUAAGAUUGUGUACCCUCUGCAUUAUCACAGUAUAGCUACUAGAUCCCGCGCAGUAAUCUUAAUUGGUUUAACGUGGUUGUUUCCCUUUACUGUGAGUCUGCUACCGUUUAUGGGGAUACACCAAAACAUGGAAUCGACUAACACCACGGAUAGCACAUGUGCUACCUUAGACAUGCUACCGUGUCCAUACUUAAAUACUGUACUGGGCAUGAUUGGUGUGAUCUGUGUCUUCAUGGUCAUUCUUUAUUCGGUGAUUAUGAAAAUUGCGUACAGACAUGCAAAAGAAUUGAGGAAAAUUCGGAUCCCGAAACAAAAGGGUAAGAUUUUUAAAUCGUCGGAAUUAAAGGCACUAAUUGUUUUAGUAAUGACAGUGAUGUACUUUGUAUUGUCAUGGGCUCCGUUUAGUGUAUCUGUUAUAGAUGAAUGUAUAUCUGGGCAGAUAGCCAGCUAUUAUACACCAGCAAUAUUUAUCGCUUAUUUUAAUUCCACUGUCAAUCCUUUGAUUUAUGGGAUAGGUAAUAGGGAUCUCAGAAACUCCUUCAUUGCAAUUUGCAGUAAACAAAAAAGGAACGAAAUAGCACCUUUUAUUACGGCUACUACUGCUGUCUCAAUGACAGAGCGAAAGACAGCAGAAACCAAUAUGUAA